This is a messenger RNA of Schizosaccharomyces octosporus yFS286, 581 nucleotides long. RefSeq names its product DUF757 family protein. The record is from RefSeq and is a predicted model, not a curated record. Bases 93 to 533 code for a protein of 146 amino acids. NCBI's taxonomy places the organism in Eukaryota, Fungi, Ascomycota, Schizosaccharomycetes, Schizosaccharomycetales, Schizosaccharomycetaceae. Gene Ontology annotation, cellular component: cytoplasm. The transcript has 6 exons.
AUUUGUUACCUUGUCGUUGUUACUCGUGUAAUGGAGACAAUAAGGCAUUAGCAGUAAUACAAACCUUUGCAUACUUGUGUCAAAUUUUGAAAAUGGCCACAAACAUCGAUGCUCAGCAAGCUGAAAAUGCCGCAGAGAUUGAGAUGCAGUUUGCAGUGAAAGCUGUUGAACAAGCUCAAAUUUAUUGGAGCCUUUUGGGCAUGCGUAAGGGAAGCGAAUUGCGUCUUACAAAGUAUGAUGAUGAAAUCUUUGAAGACUUAAAGAAGACUUUCCCGGAGUUUGAAAACCCUAAGACAGUUGAAUAUGUCAAUGAAGAGGAAAUGAAAUCUCCCAAGGGUAAAGCCGCUUGGCGCCCUUUCAUGAUGCGCUACCAAAAGAAAAUCGAUGAUUACAAUUUUGGUACCCUACUUCGUGUUCGUAAUACCGAUGAGUAUGAGCAAGAUACUACUAUUUUCGUUCCUCGUAUGCAAUUUUUUGCUUUUGAGAUUGCUCGUAACAAGUACGGUUUGAAUGAUUGGGUUUUUAAAAAGUAGAGGAUUAGGGUGAAAAGAAAUACAAUAAAAAUUUUGGUACCUUACUUA